Molecule: messenger RNA, 3181 nt
Organism: Coregonus clupeaformis (lake whitefish)
Lineage: Eukaryota; Metazoa; Chordata; Actinopteri; Salmoniformes; Salmonidae
Product: transcriptional regulator Myc
Exons: 3
Coding region: 227-1423 (398 amino acids)
Biological process (GO): positive regulation of cell population proliferation; regulation of transcription by RNA polymerase II
Molecular function (GO): RNA polymerase II cis-regulatory region sequence-specific DNA binding; protein dimerization activity; DNA-binding transcription factor activity, RNA polymerase II-specific
Source: RefSeq, a predicted model, not a curated record
AUGACAGCCUGCGCAUCAUCCUACAUCGCGGACCAAGAGCUGUGUGCUUAAUGCAUGCUUCUCUGCCAGCCACUUUAAUAGGAAAACAACAUUUCAUUACCACACACGCUGGCAGGGAUCAACUUUACUACCUUGUUGGACUACUUCUCACAAUCUACAUUUUUGACUUCGAUAUCUCGUGAAUUGCUCUCCACUUUUUUUUUUCAAACAUAAGAAAAGAGCCACCAUGCCGCUGAAUUCAAGUUUGGCAAGUAAAAACUACGACUACGAUUCUAUCCAGCCAUAUUUUUAUGUUGACAACGAAGAUGAGGAUUUCUAUCACCAGCAACAAGGACAGCUUCAGCCACCGGCUCCAAGUGAGGACAUCUGGAAGAAAUUUGAGUUGCUGCCCACGCCUCCUCUCUCCCCGAGCCGACGACCAUCACUGUCUAGUCUUUUCCCUUCAACUUCUGACCAACUCGAAAUGGUGACAGAGUUUCUCGGGGACGACGUUGUAAACCAGAGUUUCAUCUGCGAUGCCGACUACUCUCAACCCUUCCUCAAGUCUAUCAUCAUUCAGGACUGUAUGUGGAGCGGCUUCUCGGCUGCAGCCAAGUUGGAAAAAGUGGUGUCUGAAAGACUCGCCUGUCUCCAGGCUGCUAGGAAAGAAUCAGCUUUUGGCGACAACGCGGAGUGUACUAGUACUCAGGUGAACGCAAACUACUUGCAGGAUCUGAACACAUCCGCGUCAGAAUGCAUUGAUCCCUCCGUGGUCUUUCCCUACCCAAUAACUCAUACUUCCAAAUCAAGCAAGGUGGCACCACCCACGGAUUUGGCAUUGGACACCCCACCCAACAGCAGCAGUGGUAGUGACUCAGAAGAUGAGGAAGGAGAUGUGGAUGAGGAAGAGAUAGAUGUCGUGACUGUGGAGAAGAGGCACGCUGUGAAGCGGCGCUACCCCAGCACGUCUGAGACCAGACAUCACAGUCCCCUUGUGCUGAAGAGGUGCCAUGUCUCCACCCACCAGCACAACUACGCCGCCCACCCCUCCACACAGCACGAGCAGCCAGCCGUCAAGAGGCUGAGGCUGGAGAGCAGUAACAGUGACAGCAGCCGGGUCCUCAAGCAGAUCAGCAACAACCGCAGAUGCUCAAGUCCCCGGACAUCAGACACUGAGGACUACGACAAAAGAAGGACUCAUAAUGUACUGGAGCGCCAGCGGAGGAACGAGCUCAAGCUGAGCUUUUUCGCUCUACGGGACAAGAUCCCGGAGGUGGCUAACAACGAAAAGGCAGCCAAAGUGGUCAUCCUGAAGAAGGCUAUAGAGUGUAUUUACAGCAUGCAGACAGACGAACAGAGACUAGUCAACCUCAAAGAGCAGCUAAGGAGGAAAAGUGAACAUUUGAAACAGAAGCUGGCCCAGUUGCAGAACUCUCAUGUUUGAGCUCAAAGCAGCAUAGACUUUUUGGCCUUCAUGUUUUUAAUGCAAGUUAAGACAUGGUGUGUAUAGUUGAUAUUGCAUGCAAAUGCAAAAAUAUGUUUUUGGGGGAUCUGUCUGAUUUCAAUGUUGAACUGCCUUAAUUGAAUUUUAUCGGCAGUAAAAUAUUUAACGUUUAUUUUUAUUAAUAAAAUAUUAAAUAGGGCUACAUGUGUUGCAUGCCCGACCUAAAAUAUGAAUGAUGUUUUGUAUAUAAUUACUGAAUAUUUCCUAAGAAAUGUAUUUUUUUGAUCUCAAUUGUCUGGAAGUUCAGGCAGUAUAUGGUUUUCCAUAUUAUGUUCCUAGAUUCAUUUUACAUUUUAGUCAUUUAGCAGACGCUCUUAUCCAGAGCGACUUACAGUUAAUGAGUGCAUACAUUUGAAAUAUAAAUGCAUUUCUUUUAUAACACACGCCUGUCUGUUUUUCUCUUGGAGACACUUGAAUGCGCUCUCACGAGCUGUUUGCAUUAACAGUUGAUGACAGCAUGAAUACACUCCUAUAAAAUAAUGAACCUAUGAUAAGGUGUAGAUAACAGUUAAUACUUGUCUAAUGCCACUUGUGGGGAAAGGGGGUCCAAAGACUGACUGUUAAAAUGGACAGAUUUGCACUACUGUGUAUUGCACUACUCUUUUGAAGUCUUAACAAUUGAUAAAAGACCAGUAGAAUCAGAAUCACCUUUGUUCAGGAAUUUGAACUGGUGACAUGGUGCAACAGUAAACAGAAUAUAAACAGUAGUUCUAUGCAGAGGUGACCAUACCACAAGUUAGUAUGGACAGUUGAGGGUCAGGGGUCAAAUACAUUUCAGGGGAACCAACUUAUAAUUGAAGGCACCUUUUACACCUUAUUUUUAUAUUAGAUGAGUGAGCCUAGCAAGCACUAGAGAUUUGAUGUCCUAAUUUACAUGGUCUAGAUGGAAGAAAACCAAGGUAGAUUGAAAAGGACCUGGACUGUGUCCCGUUUUCUACCCUUUUAGAAGUGUGCACUUGCACACUUCCCGUUUAUGGAUUCAAAAGCACAAGAAUGUUGUAAGCAUUGGCUAGGAGAGAGACUACCAAGGGUAGGCUGACUAUGGUGGAAGUGUAUAUGGAGCUUGAAUCUCAUGGCUGUGGGAAUAAGGAUGAAUGGAUAUUUGUCCAAAAGAAUGGGAAAAUAAGUACAAUUGUGGGAAGUAAUGUAUAGUUCUGAUAAUACCAUAUUGUAUUCUUUUUGGAAAAGAAGGCUAUGCCGGACUUGUGGGACUCGUUCGAAACAUCCAAAAUGAUGGAUAAAGCUUUUGGUACAGUCAAAUCAGUGAAGAGCAUGAGAAGUGGGUUUGUUCUGAUUUCUUGUGUUUCUGCGGAUCCGAAAAAAACGUGUGUUGGAUAUCACUAAUAUCAUGCUUUGAGCUACAGAGCAGGGCACCUGUCAAAGUAGUAAUUUCUGGUGGCUCUUAGGAUGUUGACAUUGCUCUAUUAAAGAAAAUUCCAGGAGUGGUCUAUGUACGUAGGAUGAAUCAUAUGGUAAUGGCAGGAAGGAGAAGAGUUUGUCUGUUCUAGUGUUUUUUGAUGUGGAGUCUCUCCCUACUCGAGUGCAGCUGGGAAAUGUGUACUAUCCUGUCAGCUUUUGUAAACCGGCCUUUACAAUGUUCUUGAUGUAAAAUGUUUGGACAUGUAAGAAGUGUCUGCAGAAGGGAGAAGUGUGGGAAAGAUCAUUUACAUUUUAGCAGACGCUCUUAUCCAGAGCGAC